GAUAUGACGUAUCGUACCCUAAAACCAAUCAGAGAACUGUACGAAUACAAUGACGUCAGGGCGCUUUGCGUGCUCAGUGUGUGUUGCGGCUGGUGAUCUCCGUGUUAGAGUAACGGGACCGAGACGGGAUGGGAGUGCAAGUAGAAACCAUUACCGAGGGGGACGGGCGCACGUUUCCAAAGAAGGGCCAGACUGUGGUGGUACAUUAUGUGGGGUCGCUGGAGAACGGAAAGAAGUUUGAUUCGUCAAGGGACAGGAACAAGCCUUUCAAGUUCAUAAUUGGACGGUGCGAAGUGAUCCGUGGCUGGGAGGAGGGCGUGGCACAGAUGAGUGUGGGGCAGAGGGCACGACUCACCUGCUCUCCUGACUUUGCAUACGGGGCAACAGGACACCCUGGCAUUAUUCCCCCCAACGCCACCCUGACCUUUGAUGUGGAGCUACUGAGGCUGGAGUGAGCAGCCCUCAUAGUGGUGCUGAGGUUCCUGCCCAGAUGGUUACCGGUGCAGAGAGUGCAGUACACAGACUGGACACAUCCUGACCUCCCUCCCCUGUGCCCCCUUCCCCACACUCUGCCUCUUGCUAGUCUGUUUCUUGCCCCCAUCACCCCUUUCCUUUGGGGGCCACAGUGUUUCCAGGCACAAACACAUUGGAUGGAUAUUUGGGGGUAGAUGGACUUUCCUUACCAGAACAUUGACCACUCACAACCAGCAAUAUAUCAGCCCUGUGGCAAAUUGGAGUAACGCUGUUACCUGGCUUCCUGGCUAAGGGGUGGUGACCCUAUUUGUGUUGGUGCCAGGGGCCCCUAAUGGAAAGCUUGCUGUUAACUCUUUCAGGGUAGACUGGCUGUGCACUGCUAGUGUUGCUGUGGGUAAAUGUGUUGGUCUUUCAUACCCAUCCUUGUCAUGGGGUGCAGUUGUCUCCUCUUCACCUUCUUUGUGGCAGGUCCCCACUGUGUAGGCAGCAUGCACCCCACACAUACUGGACUCUCCAAUAAACUGCUUUUCUCUA
Molecule: messenger RNA, 1008 nt
Organism: Xenopus laevis (African clawed frog)
Lineage: Eukaryota; Metazoa; Chordata; Amphibia; Anura; Pipidae
Gene: fkbp1a.L
Product: FKBP prolyl isomerase 1A L homeolog
Exons: 5
Coding region: 129-455 (108 amino acids)
Cellular component (GO): sarcoplasmic reticulum membrane; cytoplasm
Molecular function (GO): peptidyl-prolyl cis-trans isomerase activity
Source: RefSeq, a predicted model, not a curated record